ACGAUAACUCAAGAGCUGGUCCACACACAAGUGAUGUCCAAAUCAAAGUACGAAUACGUCCGCCAAUACGAAGAGUCUUCAGACUCUGUACUCCUGAGGGACUGUUUUAUUGUCUACGAAUACGUCCGCCAAUACGAAGAGUCUUCAGACUCUGUACUCCUGAGGGACUGUUUUAUUGUCGUCCGAAUCGAUGGCCAAAAGUUUCAUAAGUUCUCCAAAAGACAUAACUUCUUGAAACCAAAUGAUAAACGAUGUCUGGAUCUAAUGAACGAAUCGGCGAAACACGUGAUGAAAGCCUUCUUUCCCAAUAUAGUGAUCGCUUACGGCCAAAGCGAUGAAUUCAGUUUCAUUAUCCGUCGGGUCUCUGAUGUGUACAAAAGGCGACAAAACAAGAUCACAUCACUUAUCGUCUCGUCCUUUACCUCUGCGUUCGUCUUCUAUUGGUCGCAGUAUUUCGUCAACAACUCUACGGUUGCCAACGAUUGUCACCAAUCGGUUCCACUUCAAUACCCGCCCGCGUUCGACGGCCGGUGUGUUCUGUAUCCCAACGCGAAAGUAGUGAUGGAUUACCUGCGAUGGCGUCAAGUGGACUGUCAUAUCAAUAAUCUCUAUAACACGACAUUUCACGCCCUCACC
This is a messenger RNA of Medioppia subpectinata, 636 nucleotides long. NCBI's taxonomy places the organism in Eukaryota, Metazoa, Arthropoda, Arachnida, Sarcoptiformes, Oppiidae. The record is from the annotation of a GenBank genome assembly.